This is a messenger RNA of Perognathus longimembris pacificus (Pacific pocket mouse), 5130 nucleotides long. It is a transcript of the gene Hecw1, whose product is annotated as HECT, C2 and WW domain containing E3 ubiquitin protein ligase 1. The transcript has 28 exons. NCBI's taxonomy places the organism in Eukaryota, Metazoa, Chordata, Mammalia, Rodentia, Heteromyidae. Gene Ontology annotation, biological process: regulation of dendrite morphogenesis. Bases 260 to 5074 code for a protein of 1604 amino acids. Gene Ontology annotation, molecular function: protein binding; ubiquitin-protein transferase activity. The record is from RefSeq and is a predicted model, not a curated record.
GAAGUGUGCCGCGUUACCGCUCGCGGGGCGCCGUGGUGGGAGCCGCGAUCGCGCGCGCCUCUGCCUGAGCCGGCCCCUCCUGCACUGAGCUCCGUCACUCGGUGACUCCGGCUGCUCCGCCGGUCGCUUGGGCACCGGGCAAGUCCGAGCGCAGAGCCAGAGGGCGGCGAUUGCUGCGAGUCGCUGGAUGCUGCCCGAUGCCAGGCAAGGAUGAGGGGCGCGUACAUCCUCCGGUUCUAACCAGCGCGCUGACGGGAGCAUGAUCUGUGCCCAGUCCGGGGCUGCCAAGAAUCUGUACCAGAACAGGUUUCUAGGCCUGGCCGCCAUGGCGUCUCCAUCCCGGACCUCGCAGAGCCGACGCCGAUGCAAGGAGCCGUUGCGCUACAGCUACAACCCCGACCAGUUCAACGUGGACCUGCGGGGCGGCCCCCACGAUGGCCUCACCCUGCCGCGCUCCACCAGUGACACCGACCUGGUCACCUCCGACAGCCGCUCCACGCUGAUGGUCAGCAGCUCCUACUACUCCAUCGGGCACUCCCAGGACCUGGUGAUCCACUGGGACAUCAAGGAGGAGGUGGACGCGGGGGACUGGAUUGGCAUGUACCUCAUAGAUGAAGUGUUGUCUGAAAACUUCCUGGAUUAUAAGAACCGUGGAGUGAAUGGCUCUCAUCGUGGUCAGAUCAUCUGGAAGAUUGACUCUAGCUCUUACUUCGUGGAACCUGAAACUAAGAUCUGCUUCAAAUAUUACCAUGGAGUGAGUGGAGCCCUGAGAGCUACCACCCCUAGCGUCACGGUCAAAAACUCAGCAGCUCCAAUUUUUAAAAGCAUUGGUUCUGAUGAGACGGUCCAAGGGCAGGGAAGUCGGAGACUGAUCAGCUUUACUCUCUCAGAUUUCCAGGCAACGGGGCUGAAGAAAGGGAUGUUUUUCAACCCAGAUCCUUAUCUGAAGAUCUCCAUCCAGCCUGGGAAGCACAGCAUCUUCCCUGCCCUCCCUCACCAUGGGCAGGAGAGAAGAUCCAAGAUCAUAGGCAACACUGUGAACCCCACCUGGCAGGCGGAGCAAUUCAGUUUCGUGUCCUUGCCUACUGAUGUGCUGGAAAUUGAGGUGAAGGACAAGUUUGCCAAGAGCCGCCCCAUCAUCAAGCGUUUCUUGGGAAAGCUGUCGAUGCCUGUGCAAAGACUCCUGGAGAGACAUGCUAUAGGGGAUAGGGUGGUCAGCUACACACUUGGCCGCAGGCUCCCAACAGAUCAUGUGAGUGGACAGCUGCAAUUCCGAUUUGAGAUCACUUCCUCCAUACAUCCAGAUGAUGAGGAGAUGUCCCUCAGUACAGAGCCAGAGUCAGCAGACAUGCCAAACAGCCUCCUGGGCAUGGCGGGAAGCAGCAGUGGUGUCCUCACGAGUGAGGCUCCGGAGCUGGGUGAGCGCUCCAAUCCAGAGCCUGCGAGUGAGGAGGGCGAGGCGGACAGCGAGGGACAGCAGGCCGGGCCGGCUGAGGAGGCGGCUGUCACCACGGAGGUGGGAGAUGAUGGCAUGGUUCCUCAGGUACCAGAUGGGGUUGGGGAGCUCCUGGCCCCAGAACAAGACCCGCAGCCUGCCCUGAGUGCUGAACAACUGGCCGAGGAGCUGGAGCUGGGCGACGAGGCCUCUCCAUUAUUGCUACUGGGAGACGGCGAGACCAUGGACAGCAAAGAGGAUCCAGUAGAGGAGGACGCAGCUCCCGAAAGCAGGGCCAGAGGGGAGGAGGAGGCGGCGGCCGGCGAGGGGGAGAAGGAAGAGAAGCAGGAGGAGCUGGAGCCGGAGGGGGAUGCGACUGCGCUGGAGCUUGACGAGGCCCGGCUGCAGCUGCGGGGCUCCGUGAAGCGGAAGAGCAGGCCGUGCUCCCUGCCGGUGUCAGAGCUGGAGACGGUGAUCGCCUCGGCUUGCGGGGACCCUGAGACCCCCAGGACGCACUACAUCCGCAUCCACACGCUGCUGCACAGCCUGCCCUCUGCCCAGGCCGGGGGCUGCGCCCCCGAGGACUGCGCGGAGGAGGAGGAGCCCACCCUCAAGGACUCCUCGGAUAAAGACGCGCUCAGCGAGGUGGACACGAUGGCCACUGAGCCCCCGCCGGCGCUGGACGAGGAUGGGACAGGCCUCGGAGGGGCGACCCCAGGCCUGGCUGCCCCUGGCCACCCCAGGAGCCACUUUCGCAGCUUGGCCAACGGUGGUGGCCCAGGCACCGACGGGGACACGCAGCCCAGCACCGGGAGCGACAGCGACUCCAGCCCGCGGCAGGGCGGGGAGCAAGGCUGCGAGGGCUGCGACGGCUCGUGCUGCAGCCCCUCGUGCUACAGCUCCUCGUGCUACAGCUCCUCGUGCUACAGCCCCUCAUGUUACAGCCCCUCCUGUCACCACGGCAACAGCAGGUUCGCGUGCCACACGCGCUUCUCCUCCGUGGACAGCGCCAAGAUCUCGGAGAGCACCGUCUUCUCGUCCCAGGAGGAGGAGGAGGAGGAGAACAGCGCCUUCGAGUCGGCGCCCGACUCCGUGCAGAGCCCAGAGCCUGAGCCCGAGCCCGCAGGCGCUGGGCCCUGGCACGAUGGAGCGGACAGAACACAAACCGCCGACGCCCUGGAGUCCCCCAUGGCAGGUCCAAGCGAUCGGAGAGAAGGUGAAUGCCCUAUCCUCCAUAAUUCCCAGCCAGUAAGCCAGCUUCCUUCCUUGAGGCCUGAGCAUCACCACUACCCAACAAUCGAUGAGCCUCUUCCACCAAAUUGGGAAGCUCGCAUUGACAGCCACGGGCGCAUCUUUUAUGUGGACCACGUGAACCGCACGACCACCUGGCAGCGCCCCACUGCAGCAGCCACCCCGGAUGGAAUGCGGAGGUCGGGGUCCAUCCACCAGAUGGAGCAGCUCAACAGGCGGUAUCAAAACAUUCAGCGAACCAUUGCAACUGAGAGAUCUGAGGAAGAGUCUGGAAGCCAGAACUGUGAGCAAGUCCCAGCAGGAGGAAGCGGAGGUGGAGGAAGUGACUCUGAAGCAGAAUCCUCCCAGCCAAACUUAGAUCUGAGAAGAGAAGGCUCCCUUUCUCCCGUCAACUCACAGAAAAUCACCUUGCUGCUGCAGUCCCCUGCGGUCAAGUUUAUCACCAACCCUGAAUUCUUCACUGUGCUACAUGCCAAUUACAGUGCCUACAGAGUCUUCACCAGUAGCACCUGCUUAAAGCACAUGAUUCUGAAAGUUCGACGAGAUGCUCGCAACUUUGAACGCUACCAGCACAACCGAGACUUGGUGAACUUCAUUAACAUGUUCGCAGACACUCGACUGGAACUGCCCCGGGGCUGGGAGAUCAAAACAGACCAGCAGGGAAAGUCUUUCUUUGUGGACCACAACAGUCGAGCUACCACUUUCAUUGACCCUCGAAUCCCCCUUCAGAAUGGCCGCCUUCCCAAUCACCUGACUCAUCGACAGCACCUCCAAAGGCUGCGGAGUUACAGCGCUGGAGAGGCCUCAGAAGUCUCUAGAAGCAGAGGAGCCUCUUUGCUGUCCAGGACAGGACACAGCCUUGUAGCUGCUAUUCGAAGCCAGCACCAUCAUGAGUCAUUGCCACUGGCAUAUAAUGACAAGAUUGUGGCAUUUCUUCGCCAGCCAAACAUUUUUGAAAUGCUGCAAGAGCGUCAGCCAAGCUUGGCAAGGAACCAUGCACUCAGGGAGAAAAUCCAUUACAUCCGUACCGAGGGCAGCCAUGGACUUGAGAAGUUGUCCUGCGAUGCAGAUCUAGUCAUUUUGCUCAGUCUUUUUGAAGAAGAGAUAAUGUCUUACAUCCCUCUGCAGACCACCUUUCAUCCUGGGUAUAGCUUCUCUCCCCGUUGUUCACCUUGUUCCUCACCGCAGAACUCCCCAGGUUUACAGAGAGCCAGUGCAAGGGCCCCCUCACCAUACAGGAGAGACUUCGAGGCCAAGCUCCGCAAUUUCUACCGGAAACUCGAAGCCAAAGGCUUUGGACAGGGUCCAGGGAAGAUCAAGCUUAUCAUUCGACGAGAUCACCUGUUGGAGGGAACUUUCAAUCAGGUGAUGGCCUAUUCCCGGAAGGAGCUGCAGAGAAACAAGCUCUACAUCACCUUCGUUGGAGAGGAGGGGCUGGACUACAGUGGCCCUUCUCGGGAGUUUUUCUUCCUUCUGUCUCAGGAGCUCUUCAACCCUUACUAUGGACUCUUUGAGUACUCUGCGAAUGACACUUACACGGUGCAGAUCAGCCCCAUGUCUGCGUUUGUAGAAAACCAUCUUGAGUGGUUCAGGUUUAGUGGUCGUAUCCUUGGCCUGGCUUUGAUCCAUCAGUACCUUCUGGAUGCUUUCUUCACAAGGCCCUUCUAUAAGGCACUCCUGAGGCUGCCCUGCGAUUUGAGUGACCUGGAAUAUCUGGAUGAGGAGUUUCACCAGAGUUUGCAGUGGAUGAAGGACAACAAUAUCACAGACAUCCUGGACCUCACGUUCACCGUUAACGAAGAGGUGUUCGGACAGGUAACAGAGAGGGAGCUAAAGUCGGGAGGCGCCAACACCCAGGUGACGGAGAAGAACAAGAAGGAGUACAUCGAGAGGAUGGUGAAGUGGCGUGUGGAGCGAGGCGUGGUGCAGCAGGCUGAGGCCCUGGUGCGGGGCUUCUAUGAGGUGGUAGAUUCAAGACUCGUCUCAGUGUUUGAUGCCAGGGAGCUGGAGCUAGUGAUAGCGGGGACUGCUGAGAUUGACCUGAACGACUGGCGGAACAACACGGAGUACCGGGGAGGUUAUCAUGAUGGGCAUCUCGUGAUCCGCUGGUUCUGGGCUGCCGUGGAACACUUCAAUAAUGAACAGAGACUAAGAUUGCUUCAGUUUGUAACAGGAACCUCAAGUGUGCCCUAUGAAGGCUUUGCCGCCCUGAGAGGAAGCAAUGGGCUUCGGCGCUUCUGCAUCGAGAAAUGGGGGAAAAUCACAUCUCUCCCCAGAGCCCACACGUGCUUCAAUCGAUUGGACCUUCCACCUUAUCCCUCAUACUCCAUGUUGUAUGAGAAGCUAUUAACAGCUGUAGAAGAAACCAGCACGUUUGGACUUGAAUAAGGGAAUGGAGCCUCAUCGGACAUUGACCCAGCCAGUGACAUCACCGUUUUCCUCUC